Messenger RNA from Clavispora lusitaniae ATCC 42720, 1821 nucleotides. RefSeq lists its product as uncharacterized. Gene Ontology annotation, cellular component: mitochondrion. Lineage: Eukaryota; Fungi; Ascomycota; Pichiomycetes; Serinales; Metschnikowiaceae. Gene Ontology annotation, molecular function: protein-arginine omega-N symmetric methyltransferase activity. The record is from RefSeq and is a predicted model, not a curated record.
AUGCUCCGACCGGUUUUCCGCCAAAGCAGAAGGGGCCUAUUCAAGAGCUUGAAAAACGCUCCGCGCUUCAAAGAAGAGAAGGACUCGAAGCACCACGAAUACUCGAUCAGGCCCGAUACUUUUGCGUUUCGUGUGGGCCACGGAGAAAACAAAAACUCAAAGGCACACCCGCUCCAAGACAAGGGAGAAACCCUGUUCAAUGUGAUCGAGUACAUCUACAAAAACGCCACCAACUACCCGUUUGCCAAGAACAGCCCGCAAGAUGUCUUUGACAAGUACCCGGAGACAAACUCUGCCAAGAUGGGCCGCAUGAAGCAUCGGCCCAGGAAAGUGAAGAUGUUGGCGUCGGAUUUCAUCGAGGACUCCUUGUACAACCCCCACUACGGGUAUUUCUCGAAGGAGGUGGAGAUUUUCCACAGCGACGAGCCGUUUGACUACAAUUCCAUUGAUGACGUCGAUGCGUUCAUGGACGCUUGGCAACAGGCGUAUUCCAAGUACGAACAGAGGGAGAAACACACGAAAGAGUCCAAGGCACCAGACUUUGAACCAGAAAUUGCAAAAGAGAGAAUGGACGCCAAACAGGGACAGAACACAAAACAGGGGAACACAAUACAGGAGAAUUCAAAACAUGGACAGAAGAAGCAACAUGGACAGACACAGUCGUUUCUCUCACGCCAGGCCCAGCUUAUCCGCCAGCAGGACCUUGCAGUGGCGUCGAGCCGCAAGUCUCUUCAGUUGUGGCACACGCCCACCGAACUUUUCUCGCCCCAUUACGCCGAAGCCUUGGCCCGGUACAUUGUGGUGAACUACAAACUCAACCAGUACCCGUACCACGACUUGGUGAUUUUCGAGAUGGGCGGCGGUAACGGUACGUUGAUGUGCAACAUUCUCCAGUACAUCCAGCGGCACGAGCCGGACAUAUACCGCCGGACCCAGUACAAGAUCAUCGAGAUCUCGUCUCAGUUGGCUCUGAAACAGUACUCGCAGGCCAUGAAGCUGCGGUUGGUCUCGAGUGGCUUGGACGAGCGCAAGUUGCAGAUCAUCAACAAGUCCAUCUUCCGCUGGGACACUGUGGUGGAAGAACCGUGUUUCUUUAUUGCCCUCGAAGUUUUCGACAACUUUGCCCACGACGUGGUCCGCUACGAUCUGGUCCUGGGUGUUCCUUACCAGGGAUAUGUCCUUGUCGACGAUGCGGGCGACUUCUACGAGUUUUUCUCGCCCCAGCUUUCGCCCGACACCAAUGCGCUCUUGAGUUUGCGUGAAAAUGGGCGCUACCCUGUGUUGCCCCAGCAAAACACCAUUCUGGGCCACGCCAAACGCAUCGCCAGUAUGGUGCCAUUUUACGACAAGAGUGCCAUCCACCCAUUGUUGCAACUGCCAACCAGAUUGCAGUGGUCCAACAAACUUCUCCCCUUGAAAGACAACAUGACCCCAGGCGAGUUUGUGCCCACACGGCUUUUGCACUUUUUCAAUAUCCUCAAGCACAGGUUUCCCAACCAUUCGUUGAUCUCCUCGGAUUUCCACUCGUUGCCCAACGCCAUCCCCGGCUAUUACAAUGCGCCAGUUGUCCAAACGGUUGUGGGUGAUCGCAUGGUUGAUGUUUCCACCUACAUGUGCCACCAAGGUUACUUUGAUAUCAUGUUCCCGACUGAUUUUGCGCUUGCAAGCGACUUGUAUCGCCAAGUCACAGGAAAGUUGGCCAAAGUGGAACUGCAUCGGGAGUUUUUGGAACAGUGGGCCGAUGUGGAUGCAACCACAACGAAGAAGGGCGAAAACCCCAUGCUUGACUUCUACAAAAACGUGAGUUUCAUGGUGAGUUAG